UCCCUGCGCAGCAUCGACCAGUUCGCAAACUUAGUGUUGCACCAGACUGUGGAGCGCAUCCACGUGGGCAAGAAGUAUGGGGACAUCCCUCGAGGCAUCUUUGUGGUGAGAGGCGAGAACGUCGUUCUGCUGGGGGAAAUUGACCUGGAGAAGGAGAGCGACACGCCGCUGCAGCAGGUCUCCAUCGAGGAGAUCCUGGAGGAGCAGCGGGUGGAGCAGCAGGCCAAGCAGGAAUCGGAGAAGCUGAAAGUGCAGGCGCUGAAGGAGCGGGGCCUCUCCGUCCCGCGGGCAGACACCCUGGACGAGUACUAGGUGUGCUGCCCCCCGGACCUUUCCCCCGCGGCAGAGCGAGGGGCGCUCUGUGAUCUGCCCGUGCGUGGGCAGGUCUCUUUGCAAAGGCAGUUUUUAUUUUCUGAUUGUGUUUUCAGAGGUGCAGAUAACUGUAAAGAAAAUCAUGCCUUUAGUUUCUCCUUGUGGAGAAGGAGGAGAGAAGGCAUUUGGCUGCCCUUCGGGGCGGCCUGGGGAGCGUGAGCGUUUGUGUUCAGGAGGCACAGCGCUCGGUCCUUUGGGUUUGUUUGCUUUUUCCUCCUCACGUGACUCUGGGUGAGAGUUUUCCUUGACGUGUAAAUAAAUCCUUC
Molecule: messenger RNA, 638 nt
Organism: Egretta garzetta (little egret)
Lineage: Eukaryota; Metazoa; Chordata; Aves; Pelecaniformes; Ardeidae
Gene: LSM1
Product: LSM1 homolog, mRNA degradation associated
Exons: 3
Biological process (GO): deadenylation-dependent decapping of nuclear-transcribed mRNA
Cellular component (GO): Lsm1-7-Pat1 complex; P-body
Molecular function (GO): RNA cap binding
Source: RefSeq, a predicted model, not a curated record